Molecule: messenger RNA, 645 nt
Organism: Pediculus humanus corporis (human body louse)
Lineage: Eukaryota; Metazoa; Arthropoda; Insecta; Psocodea; Pediculidae
Exons: 4
Coding region: 1-645 (214 amino acids)
Source: RefSeq, a predicted model, not a curated record
AUGAGUCACGAGGUGAAUUCAAAGGAAAGCUCUUUGGAAAGUCAAUUGGAAAAAAACGAAGAUGAUUUAAAAAUGAAAGAUUCGCAGGGUGGGGAAGGAGUUGAUUUCGAUGGAGACAUCGAAGAUAGCGAUGUCGAAAUGGAAACGCAUUAUUAUCCGAUUUCGUCGGAAAAUAAUAGCGAAUUCACCGUUACCGCUAAUAAUUUAGAAGAAUUAAGACGAUACGCUAGAAAGUAUAAAAAGCAACAGGUUAAAACGAAUAAUAGGUUAAAUACGAUAAAUUUAGAACAUUUGAGCACGGCAUCGAAUCCUCCGACAUCCGUUUCCGGUAGUCAGGAUUCGGAUGAUGAUGAUUUGGAAGAUGUUUCGAGCGAAACGGAAACUCCGUCGAUUGAAAAAAGUCUCGGAUUCGGUUUGACUUCCGCCAGCACGGAAUCCCUUGAUUUUUUCGUUAAAAACACGGCGGUUCUUAAUGCGGCAAAACAAACAAAAACCGACAUUGAAAAAAUGAAGAAAAGAGAAGAAUUGAAAAAAAGGUUGGAAGACACGAGAAGGACGUUGAAAAUCGUACUCUGGAAUGUCUCCGUCACCUUUGAAAACGAGUCAAAGCAUUUGCGAUUUGUCACGAUAUCCGGAAAAAACUAG